GGCUAAUACAACGGCAUCAUGUUAAUUAUAUCAAAAAGUGGGCUAAUACAAUAGUUUUAAAAAACCGUUGCAUUAGGCCAGCUAAUCCAACGGCUCAUUUUGGCUAAUCCAACGGCACAUUCUAAUCCUACGUCCUCCUAGGCUAAUCCAACGACAAAAUGGCUAAUGCAACGGCACCGUUUUUAUAUAGGCGCCAAAAUGAAAUAUUCAGUUAUUAACUUCCCUCCUCAUUUUUCCCCAAAUAUUCCUCUCCCUACGCACGAUACGCAGGCCAUCCAUAUUCUUCCCUAAUUCUCAUUUUGAGCUCUACCUUCAUCGUUAACGUCGUUCAAUCAGUCUUCACCGUUAACCAUUUUUAGCUCUGCUUUCACGAUUCAUUCUUCUUUACAUUUUAAUUUCACCUAACUAUGUUCACAAAUUCACAUUUUUUUCCAAAUUCACGAUUCGCCCAGCUUUGUUCAAAAGUAGAUCAGGCGAAGGAAGGCAAUGGCGGUAGCAAUGGUGGUGGCUGAUUGCUCGACUCUUGCAUGUCACAAAUUUCCUCGGAUCUUUUAAGGGCCUUCGGGUGGGUCUUAAUUUAGCUUUGGCUAUUGCUCUGCAAAACAUUCCUGAGGUAUAGUUGCCCAUCCUCUCAAAUGAUGAGAGUACCUUUAUAAUACAUAUUUUGAUUGUGCAUAUGCAAAUGCAACAGUAAGGUUAUAACUAGCCAUACUUAACAUUCAAUUUAUAACUAGUUCAUUCUUAACAUUCAACUUAUUAGAGAUUUUGAGUUGUUGCUUGGUGGAGAUUAUGCCGUUCUUAGUGAUUGCUUGUUCUUGUGCCACAAACUAUGUUUCUGCUGUCAUGAGAUACUAUUUUAGUUUUAGAAUUACUUUAUUUAGUUUGUUAAUGCAUUCUAGCAAGUGGCAAGCAUUUAAGAUAGCAUCACUCUCUGGUUUGGCGGAGCCCUUGGGUGUUAUACUUGUAGCAUACCUAUUCCCAAACAGUUUAAAUCCUGAGAUUCUUGAUGGCCUUUUAGGAUCAGUUGGUGGAGUGAUGGCAUUCCUCACCUUACAGGAGAUGUUGCCUCUAGCGUUUGAUUAUGCUGGCCAAAAACAAGCUGUGAAGGCUGUUUUCUUUGGCAUGGCUUUUAUGUCAGCAAAGUGCAUGGCGAGCUAGAUGGAGAUGAAUGAAGUACAAUGAUUAUAUAUUGUCAUCCAACAAAUGGAGCAUACACGUCGGUGACUAGUUUUAUUUAGUUCGAGCAUGUGAUGAUUAUGAUUUGUAUUUUGGACGAUUUUUAAUUAGUAAACUUUUAUUAUUUAUUAUUAGUUAGUAUCAAUAGUGUAACAUAUAUAUGGAAACAAUAUUUUGUAAUGUAACGUACAUA
This is a messenger RNA of Chenopodium quinoa (quinoa), 1369 nucleotides long. RefSeq names its product zinc transporter ZTP29-like. The transcript has 5 exons. Bases 790 to 1158 code for a protein of 122 amino acids. The record is from RefSeq and is a predicted model, not a curated record. NCBI's taxonomy places the organism in Eukaryota, Viridiplantae, Streptophyta, Magnoliopsida, Caryophyllales, Amaranthaceae.